UGUAUAAUUGCAAUAAAAGAAUUUAAUUAAAUAAUUAUUUUUCUGUAGUUUGUUAGUUAAUGUUUAUAUUCAUUUGCUAUUUUAUUCAUAGUGUUAUGAUUGUUUAAGACAAUUAGAUGAACAAUAGUGCUCAGUUAUUCACAUUAAAAUGGUUUCUGAAAAUUACCUUAAGAAAGUAAAUUUAUCAGCGGACGUGUAUUCUGUUUGCAUUCAGCAUGCUUUGACAACUGAAAAACAAGAAAUAAUGGGGCUCUUGAUAGGCGAGGUAAACGAAGAAGAGAGGGUUUCCAACAUUUCUGCUUGCGUUAUCUUGCACAGAAGUGAUAAGCAGCCCGACAGGGUGGAAAUUUCACCUGAACAGUUGUGUACAGCAUCCAUGCACGCAGAUCAACUGACCAAAAAACUGUGCAAGCCUAUGAGAGUAUUGGGGUGGUAUCAUUCACAUCCGCAUAUAACAGUUUGGCCCAGUCAUGUUGAUAUAAGAACACAAGCUAUGUACCAGACUAUGGACCCGAUGUUUGUGGGUUUGAUAUUUUCCGUCUUCCAAAGCGAUACAAAUAAUAGCAAAAACCAGAUUCAAGUUACUUGCUUUCAAGCACAUGACAAGGGUUCCGAUUUUGAAAGGAAAGAAAUUGACUUAUCGAUAAUACCAUCACCUUUUCAAAAAUAUAAUCUAGAAGAAAUUGCAAAAUUUUCGAAAAUUCUGAGUCAAGAAGAGGUCGAAUGUGGCGAUUCAAAAGUGAAUGAUAUUCAUGAUGAAUUAUGUACCUUACAUAAUGAUGCAUUUAAAACAUUAACUUUAGUUCACAUAGUUUCUAAAGUAACGAGGCCUCUUUGCGAGAGCUUAGAAGAGAGGAAACAAAUUAUUUACCUAUUAACAAAAGAACUGGAACAUAUUAAAUUGGAGUUAGGUGGUGAUUAAAUUUUUGCAAAAUAAAAGUGCACUGUAUAAAAAACUCGCAAUGUUUAAUACAAUCUACAUAAAAAUACAUUAUGUUACAAAAAAAAAUAGCCACAGGAUUUUACAACUGAAGGCACCUCUACCAUGGCAUAAAUUAUUUUAAAAAUAUAAGAGACAUUUCAAACAAAAAGUCUAAAAUUAAUUUAAUUGUCGUUUCGAUGUGAUAACAGAAGUUCAAGUUAACCUAUUUGCUUUGUUAAUAUUUGUCAUAAUAUUAAUAAAGUACCAAUGUUCUGUUCUGAAUGGAGUUUUUAUCUACAAGUACCAAUUAUUUAUUUUUACAUUAUUGAACUAUUUAAAAGAUUAA
Molecule: messenger RNA, 1268 nt
Organism: Phyllotreta striolata
Lineage: Eukaryota; Metazoa; Arthropoda; Insecta; Coleoptera; Chrysomelidae
Source: the annotation of a GenBank genome assembly